Pomacea canaliculata is the source of this 5328-nucleotide messenger RNA. Its product is annotated as metabotropic glutamate receptor 3-like. Gene Ontology annotation, molecular function: group II metabotropic glutamate receptor activity. The coding region runs from base 379 to 3363 and encodes 994 amino acids. Gene Ontology annotation, cellular component: membrane. The record is from RefSeq and is a predicted model, not a curated record. Lineage: Eukaryota; Metazoa; Mollusca; Gastropoda; Architaenioglossa; Ampullariidae. Gene Ontology annotation, biological process: regulation of synaptic transmission, glutamatergic; G protein-coupled glutamate receptor signaling pathway. The transcript is spliced from 15 exons.
UUGACAGGGUGGCGUCUCUAAGUGUACUCGCAGAAAUGCACACCGAGAAUAGCUCUCUUAUCAUUCACACGCCAUUACAAGCGCGCUCUUGUCGAAUGCACCGUUACUGUCCAACUCUCCGUUCGGCUGGCAUUGUGAAAAUUAAGGAAAAGGCAUGGCAGUUAUUUUUAGAGCAGUCGCCCUGUUUUACAACACACACGCAUAUAUGCACACACAUAUUUCAUACACAGGGCUGGGUCUCGCCUUGAGAGUUUGACCAUACCCGCUUGACAGAGGACUGCUUGGUGACAAGACAAGAGUCCAACAGAGGGUAACCACCAAACCCUCAGUUCAAGGGUGUGUGAGGACAAGGGCUGACCACAGGUAACAAAAUCUGCAAUGGCCGACUCAUGGUCACUCCAACUGUUGGUGCUAGUGGUGCAAGCUCUGUUAUUGGCUAAUGGUGCAGUGCAGAUAUUGCCAUGUCCAAACGCCAAUAUGUUCACCAACUUCUAUGAUGACAUUGCUGUCGUGGUUCCUGAAAAAACUGGCGAGAAUGACUAUUAUGCCAUUGCUGCUUUUUUUGAUGUACGCGACAAGGGUUUGGAUGCCUUCUCCUGUGCAAAUACUUUUAGUUCAACUGGCCUCUUGUACAGUCAGGCAUUCUUGUGGUCCAUUAGCUACUGGAAGCGACAGUUCAACUCACAAGUCAGCAUUGGAGGCUUCAUCAUGGAUAGUUGUAUGAGACAAGAGCAACUGAUACAGAACAUGCUGGGAUUUGAACAGUGCAACUUACGUGUACGGAGCAUUGAUCGUCGAAAUGUUAUAGGCUUUGUUGGCCCUUUGAGCAAUGCAGAUGCCAUUGCUGCAGCAACAUUGGCUAAUGACUUGGACAUGACUAUCAUCUCUCCUUCUGCUAAUGCUGCAGUGCUCAGUGUCAACACAAUGUAUCGAACUUUUCUUCGUACUGUUCCUUCCAUUGAAAAGGAUGUUGAAAUUAUGAGCUAUAUCCUCACUACUCAGCUUGGUGUCCGCUGUGUUGCCGUCAUCUCGGAAGCAAAUCUGGCGGAGGCAUUUGAAAAGUUCAAAAUGCAGAUGAUCAAUAAAAAUAUAUGUGUCAAUCUUACUAAAAUCAUCAGCAGUAAAGAUUCGGAUGCGACAAUGAACACAUUCAUUGAUAAAGAACUGAGGAACUGGGUGGACACAAAGUUUGUGGUUCUGCUUCUUUCCUCUGCUGCCACAGAAGCCUUCAUAAACCGCCUGAAAACAUUUGUUGAUUUACGCAAUAGUUACAUCUUCCUUAUGACAUCUGAUGUAAAACUGGCAACUUUCAGUUCAGAUUCUAAUGCUGCAGUGACACUUGAUAACUCAAUUCAACUAGAGAGAAUUUACCCAGAUGACAUAAUCAAUGCUGCUAAGGAAUUUCAAAACUAUUUGUUGCAACUCAAUGAAUCUACACAAGGUCCUCAGAUUACCAAUCCCUGGCUUGUACAAUACCUCAGAGGGGGCAAAAGAUUACUCGUUCCUGAUGGCUAUAAUAGAGAAAUUUCUAGCACUAUUAUGGCAACGAGAGCCCUCAUUCAGGGGACAACACGAGCGUCGGCAGACAAUUGUAAUCUGAGUCCUAGCUCCAAUUAUUUGUGUGGUGGAUUUCUCAACUUGGUGAACCGAGGUGACCUGAUAAACAGCGACACUCGCAGUGCAUCUGGCUUUUUUGCAACAUCAAAUGUCAGCAAUGACCUAAGAGACACCGUGAUCAAAUACACAGUGUAUCGACGAAAAUAUUCAGAUAUGCUUUUUAUGGGGACUUAUAACCCAGGACAGCAAGGAGACAAGUAUACAGGAACACCAUUCAAUCAAUAUGUUGAUCGCAAGUACAGUCCUGCAGAGUGUCCCAACUGUCCAUACUGGCAGUCAACAUCCACAAUGGCUACCACCACCACGACAGCCAGAACAUCCACUGCUGCCUCCAUAUGUAAAUACUCUAUCUAUGGCAACUACACGAUGGUACCAUAUCCAGAGAACCAAGAGAUCACUGGGGCCUUUGAUCUUCAGAACCUGCCACGCACCAGCAGUGAAGCAAUGACACGUUUUGAGAUUGGACAACGUUGGAUUAUUGCACUGGGUGUGCUGGCUGGCUUAGGGAUCCUUUGUGUGAUUGUGUUUGAGAUCUACAUCUUGUACAAGCUUUUGGGGACUCCAAUGGGUCAGAAGUGGCGGACAAUGUGGCUGGGACAACUCUUGCUUUUUGGCAUCUUCUUGUGUUAUCUCACCCUCUUUGCCUACCUCCCUGUGCCAACCAAAGCUACCUGUGGCAUCACUCGUUUUGGUGUGGGUGUAUCCCUGGCCAUUUGCUUUGCAGUGCUGCUUGUCAAGUUGAUGGUUAUUCUGACCUCAAGGUCAUCAGAGAACUCUUUGCUGCCAGGUGAUGUUGACAGUCCCAACUACCUGAAAGGCAUCUAUCAAUUCCUCAUGUUUGUUUUUGCAGUGGGAGUUCAGGUGGUGAUUGAUAUACAGUGGCUUAUCACUGUUCCACCAGAGGCAGUGAAAGUGGUUUCCAACAGUGGCCAAGAGGUAUGGGUCUGCAACCAUUACACAUGGCGUGCGACAGAUUCUGGCUCUUGGAACAACAUGGCUAGUUUUGUACGGAACGAAUUUGAAAAUCAUGUGCUGUCCUUGGUGUACAUUAUGUUCCUGAUUUUGAUCACAACCCUUCUAGCACUGCGGUCCCAUGGUAUUAUCACCAACCACCGUGAAAGCAUCUUUAUCGGCAUUGCAUCUGGCUUCAGCAUUCCCAUCUGGCUGGCCUGGACACUGGUUGGUGGCCUGAACCGUACUCACAGCUAUGCCCAUGAGUUUGGGGAUGCAUGCAUUGCCUUUGGUCUCUUCCUGACAGCAAGCCUUAUUCUCUUCGCCAUGUUCCUGCCCAAGGUUCGGCAGCUCGUGAGCAUGGGUGUGGAAGGCAUUUAUUUCGAGGAUGACCGUGAGACAGUGUAUGCUGGCUCUGUCAUCAUGGGACCCCCCAGCUACAAGUCUCACCCUAACUCAGUCAUCUAUGUCAACAACCAAGGCUUCUACUCUGACCCUGUUGUUGUAGGCAAUGGAGAUCCAAGCUUGGCCACCUACCUUCGCCACCCAGGAAGCCAACUCAGCCCUGCAAGUAUUUACAGCGCACCUCCCACCUACAUUAAGAAAGGCCCUAGCUCCACCCUGGGAAAAAACAGCCGUGUACUUCAUGUCACAGAUGACCUGAGUGGCAAGCAUCCUCCUGAAAAACGCCGUACUCAGUCAGAGUUUGCAUAUGGCACAACAGCCAGUCGUACUCGCUCUGCCCGGGGCACUCUUCCUCGUUCUCACUCCUAUGGAAACUUGGGGGCAUUGUAAUGGAAACCAGGCAGCAGAAACUAGCUCUAUUAAAAUGUACUUUCACAUACCUGAAAAGAUGACCUAAGUACCAAGCUUGGAAAACCAAACAACUGUGCUGCUGUUCCUUUCAAGGCAGACUGGAUUCUGGGAAAAUGUGUUGAAUAAAACUGGAAACAUUUGGAAAACAAAAUGUUCAUAUAUAUAUAUAUCUGUUUUCUUGUGCUGCUACUUAAAAUACAUGGAAUAUCACUACUUUUGAAUUAUUCAUUUUUAUUUUGUGGUUGAAUUUUUUUCUUUAAUAAAUCUGGUUUUCAGAAUUGUUUCACUAAUAGCUAAAAUGUUACAUUGAACCUUCUGUUCUUUGUAUAAGUAGGGAGGAAGCAGCGGGAGUGCUUGAGAGAAUGUGUGUUUACAGCAAUUUUUGUCUGCAAACUGUUUUCAUUUAGAGAUAUAAAAUAUGUAUAUAUAAUAGAAUAUAUUGUUUUAUUUGUACUCUAAAAGUGAGAUGCAUUAUCAGUUUGGAAUUUAAUAUUCUUUAUUCUUAUGUGUUUUUUAAUAAUUCCAGCUUUUUCUCAUCCUCUCCUCUUAGAGAGUCUCUGUUGUUGUCUUCUGAUACUGAGAACUCUCCAAACAGACUUUAGAUAUCUUCAAGCAGACAACCCAUGCUUUGCAGACUUUUGUGCAGGGAAUGUUUCAGUUUAAGAAAUAUUACUCACAAGAAGGUGAUGUUUGACAUGUAGGGGAAUCCCAGAGUAUACAAUAUUAUCAAUCUUCACAUUAAGAGUAGCAGCUAGUGAAAAUAUUUACCCAUAUUCUGUCUCUUCAACACAACCAAAAAGCAGAUUAUCCGUAGUUGUCUUUUUGGAUGUUGUUGAUGAUAAAACUGGCAUGCCAAAUUGUAACUGUACCUUUACCCUUUAGCAGCAGGUAAAACACCAGUUCAUGUAUCAGAGCACUUCUAUUGUAGUGUUUAUGUUUUGUGUAUGGUGAGUGUGGAAUUCCUUUAACUGAGGGUGCAGUGAGAGAGAAAAACUUUAAGCCUCAUGGUUGUGGCUGGGAAAGAGCGAGAGACAGGGUUGUGGGGAAUGUCCCUCACUCUUUUUGUUAAAAUGUAUUUGUGAUAUAAUAGGCAUUGUGAUUUUGGUUGCUAGGGAUCAACACCUUGAGUUUUUUUUUAAUUAUUAUUAUUUUGCCCAGCAGUCUUGAAUGCUUAUCCACAGAGUUUGCAACACUGCCGGAAUGUAGUUAGCUUAUAAAUUGCACAUUUACUGAACUGUGUGGUGCACAUGAGGUUUGAAUUUGACAAAUUAGCUUCCCUGAAUAUACCUGAAGUUGCGCAUGAUUAACCACACUUGAAAAGAACCAACAAUCUAAGUGAAAAAGAUGCUGUUUAUAAUGAAUUAUCUCUACCACCCUUAGUUACUCCCAAGGUAUUAUUUUUUGUGCAACCCUAUUUUAAAGUCACCUAAAGCCUGAGCUUAGUAUGAAUGGAAUGCAAUAAGAAGGCUGAACACUAUGUUGGUGUGUUGAGAGCACCCAACACCAUCUGGACACCUGAUGUGUUAGCAUGCUGAUAUCAAGAAUCCAUGCCUGUACACCAUGUGUGACAUUGUAGGCUGACUUAAAUCUGCGCAUUAAUGCAGACAGCAUCACAUCUGUGCCUUAAAUUCCUUACCCAUCUCUUUGCAGGCUAAAAAAAUUGGCCUUUAAAUAAGUUUUCUCUGCUUGUUUCCACGUCACAUGCUGGUCGGUUGCUUCAUUAUUGAGAGAUGGGGCUUAGAUCAUGCCACCCUCCACCCCUAAUAUUUGUCAGUGGACCACACACCAAGCUCUUCUUGUUUUUCAUAACAUUAAGGUCAUAUUUGCAUAGCUAACACUUGUCUUCAACUUAAAUGACUAUGAUUGCACUAGUAUGCUUGUCACUAAGGGUGGCAACAAGGGUAUAUAACUAAGCUCAAUAAAACUUUAUUUACCAAAGAGCAA